Molecule: messenger RNA, 999 nt
Organism: Daphnia pulicaria
Lineage: Eukaryota; Metazoa; Arthropoda; Branchiopoda; Diplostraca; Daphniidae
Exons: 5
Coding region: 88-999 (303 amino acids)
Source: RefSeq, a predicted model, not a curated record
UUAAUUAGUUUUGAACUAAAGUAGACAAUUGAAUUUGCAAAUAAACUUAAUUUGCUACCAAAAGCGUAAAAUCAAACGAGUUCUACAAUGGCAAUACCGUUUUUCCAAAAGGAGUGGGAAACAAUCACGGCAGAAGAACUAUCAACUGCCAGAGCAAGAUUUGCUGGUUUCAUUGAAGCCGUGCCAGUCAAGGGAAAUGUUUUACGCGAGCAAUUGGAAGCUUUACAAAAAAGUUUGAUGCCGGUCCAGGAUGGAAUAAUCGCAUUGAUUAAAUUGACGGCCAAAUUAACGAAAGAUACGGAAAAAGCUGAAGCCACCGCUGUAUUUGGAGAGCUACGUAAAGCUGAUGAAUCAAUGCGCGACCGUUUGUUUGUAUUACAGGUGUGGCUAAAAUACGACCAGGAAACGGCAGACCAAUUUGCCAGGAGAAAAGCUGGUGAAUUCCUGGAUCCAGAUCUUGCCAAGGUCUUGGAGGAACAAGAAAAGAGAGCUGACCGAAUCAAACGCGAACCGGAAGACAAACAAAUGUUUCGCAGUCAACCGAAGCGAUUCCGAGGAUCAUACUACGAAGGUCACGGCUCAAAUUCACCAGACUUCAGUAGCCAACAACAUUUUGGGCGCGGUGGAUAUGGAUCACGAGGUCGUGGAGGAGGUACUAGAGGCAGAAAACAGCCAGGACCCGACCACAAAUGUCACAAGUGUGGAUCAACUGAGCAUUUCUUCAAGAAUUGCACAAAGAGUUGUACGGAAUUUAAUGAUGAUGAUACUAGAAACACUGAAACAAUGACCCAACAGAAAGAAGCUCCCGUAGAGCAAAUUGAAAUUGAACAAAAAGAGACACAGCAGUCCCAAGCUCAGUUUUCACCAGGAUCUAUCCACUCAGAAGAGGUCAGAGAAUUCUGGAAGAAGGAGCUUACUACAAAUGAGUGGGUGAUGUUGACACUGAAAGAAGGCUACGUUAUUCCUUUCAAAGAGUUCCCCCCAAAAAUUCUGGAGUAG